AUGACAGACGCAUCAUCGGAUUUUCAAGAUCAACAUCAACAAACCGACGUACAGAUGUCGACUCCUUCCCAAUGCGAUAAGGAGGCCAGCAGUUCUGAGCAGCUCAAGCCCAAGAUCAAGAAGGAGCUCAAGACUGAAUCUAGAAAGCUUCUGGCCAUCUUGAACAAUCUAGCUUCGAGAGACAAGAGCACACACAUUCGCGAUCUGUGGAAGAUCUAUCGCACUGCUACUCGUACCGCCAAUCGCCACAGAAGAGCAGUGCAUGUCCGGGGCCAAAUCAUAGAUCUGGAAAGUGCCACUGCUAGUGAGAUCUCACAUCUUGAAAUGAUGAGCGACCGCGAAAAGCAGGCUUUGGACGCUUACCACGCCCUUCUGGAGAUCAUGCGAGCUGACAGAGCCAUAUUCACCGAGAUCGAAGAAGCAAGCCACAGGAUCUCGUCGAUGGUCAAGAAAACACCUCACAGUGAACUCUUUGCAGCUGCGGUACAGGUCACGAUGAACAGCAUCCAGAGGCAACGCGAGAACAUGGAUGCGUUUCUGAUAAGCCUUUCACAGUAG
Aureobasidium melanogenum CBS 110374 is the source of this 558-nucleotide messenger RNA. RefSeq lists its product as uncharacterized. The coding region runs from base 1 to 558 and encodes 185 amino acids. The transcript is spliced from 2 exons. Lineage: Eukaryota; Fungi; Ascomycota; Dothideomycetes; Dothideales; Saccotheciaceae. The record is from RefSeq and is a predicted model, not a curated record.